GGACUGGACACCUGGAGCUCGGCUUGGUGCUUAGCUGUGGAUCUCUGUAUCUGCUUCCAUCAGUUACUGAAUGAAGGCUCUCUUAGUCCAAUAGGCAUUGGCGGACUCUCAAAAGGAUUGAAGUGGUGCCAUGCAGCAAGAAGCAGAGAGAUGCAGAGUUCGAACCAAAAGGCCUGACAUGGCACUUUAUGUACCCAAAGCUCGAAGGGGUACAGCACUUCUCAAGGCAGGUGACAAGGAAGAAAGCUGUCAGCCUCCUGCCUUUGUGGUGAAAGAGCAAAAGGAAGGUUGUCUUCCCCAGAAGAUCUCUGGAAAUAACCCUGAGUCUCAAAGACUAAGUGGCCGUUCUCAUAGAGAGGAGUAUGACUGUAAGGAAGGAAAGAGAUCUUCAUCAAAAUUAAGGAAAGACAGGUGUCUUCAAAAAAAGAAUAAAGAUAAGGUUUGUGCUAAGAGAGGAAGUGAAGAAUCCAAAGAAGCCUCAUCUCAAGAAGCCCCCUGUGCUGGGAUUCUAUCUAAUAUACCUCUACAAAGACUUUUUGAACCAAAGGAAAUGGAGUGUUUGGAAGUUCCAUCUGCAGGAGUGACGGGACACCAGGAGGUGCUUCUAUCGAAGUCUUACUCAGAAGUCAGUGGUGCUCAGGUUCUAAACAGAUCAUUCCAGAACAUGGGGCUUUGUGCUUUUAGUGGAGAAACUUUUGUAAAUAGAAAGUUGGAAAGCAGAAUUGAAACAGAGGCCAAAGUUAUGGAGCUAGUCUCCCAAUUUCCUCAAGUUGUUACCGCUCUGUUGAAACCAGAGGGUAUGGUUAUACCAGUAACACUAAGUUCUGAUCCUGCAACUGCACCACCCGGUGUGGAAACAUCAGAUGGAGUGUCAGAGCACAGUCCUGGGAGCAACUCUGCAGUUUCUGUUCCUGGAGGUCCAGGUGAUGAUGUUGAGACGACUUUUAUAGACUUUGAAGUUGAGAGUGAGGAUACAGUCAACACUACAGAGUCUGUCUUGGGUCAGAAAGGUGUAGAUUCCAUUCCUGAGACUAUGGGUAACAUGUCUCUUAAAAUGGCUAUAGUUAGCAAAGUAGAGAGCACAAAUGUCAUUAUUGAUCCAACAGUGACUAGAGAAUGUAAGAGUGCCAACUCUGCUGAUAAGCUAUGUGUAAAGUAUGAACCGUCUGAUACAGCUGUCCUUGCUCGUGAAAUAGACACCGAUAAUGGAUUUAAGAACGCAUGUGACACGCCCAGCAAGGCGUGUAUGGAGGACGUUGCAGGUGCACUUGGUGAUCAUGUGACUGCAGGCAGCCCAUUUGUAGUUGCGGUUAGAGAAUCUGAUGAGGGUAGUAGCAGUACAAGUAAUUUCUCAGAUUAUCUAGAAAUGAGUGCAGACGCAGCCCUUCUCGAUGCGGCUGAAAGUGAGAAUGACUCUGAAAACGUUAGCAGCCUAACUGCUUGCUCAGAUGUUUAUGCUGAGAGUAUUGCAUCUAGUUUUACAGAGUCAACAGGAAAGUUGAUAGAGAGUGUGUCAGAUUGUGCUUCCUCUUUACCCAUAAAGAAGAUUGCUGAUAGUAAUUGUACCACUUGUUUGGACUCUGAACUGAGUGUGUCAAAUGGGACAGAAGUCCUUUUGGAGAGUGCCUUGGGCAGUGAUCUGAACAGUACUGAGGAGAUAACAGAGGCAUUGCACGAACUAAGAACUGCUGAAGAGUUUAAAACAAAAGAGGAAGAUGAUUCAGAGAAUGCAGUGUGUGGCCUAUCGUUUUCUGAUAGAGAUUCAUCUGUGGAAACAUCCGGAGAGCUAAAAAAAACAGACACUUCCCACAUUCAAGGAAGUAUUGCUGUGGAGGAAAGCUGGGAAUCUAUGUUUAAUGAUGAUGGUGACUGUGUAGAUCCGCGUCUUCUCCAAGAGUUAUCAGGGAAUAUGAAGAACAGAAAAAGCAUCCAGGAACCUAGAUUUGAUUAUUACAGCCAUGAACUUCCUGAUAUUGACCUCAGUGAAUGUGAAUUCCCACAUGUCAUUGAAAUUUAUGAUUUUCCACAAGAAUUCCGUACGGAAGACCUUUUGCGGAUUUUCUGCAGUUACCAAAAGAAAGGAUUUGAUAUUAAAUGGGUAGAUGAUACACAUGCCCUAGGAGUAUUCUCCAGUCCAAUCACAGCUCGUGAUGCUCUGGGUAUUAAACACACCAUGGUGAAGAUUCGGCCCUUGUCACAGGCCACAAGAGCAGCCAAGGCCAAAGCUAGAGCUUGUGCUGAGUUUCUCCAGCCAGCCAAGGAGCGCCCUGAGACUUCAGCAGCUUUAGCCAGAAGGUUAGUCAUCAGUGCCCUUGGGGUUCGAAGCAAACAGAGCAAAACGGAACGGGAAGCAGAGCUCAAGAAACUGCAAGAAGCCCGAGAAAGAAAACGGUUGGAAGCCAAGCAACGGGAAGACAUCUGGGAAGGCAGAGGCCAAUCUGCAGUUUGAACAUCACUUACAAAAGGGCGAAUCUAUGAAUUAGGAAGUGUUUUCAUAUUCUUGAGACAAGAGGAUCCUUCCAGAGCCGUGUACAUGCACAUGAGCAUGUUAAAGAAAACGUGAACAAGACAAAAGACUGGAGGGUAUAGCAAGAACAAGGAGUCCUAUCCUCACCCCUGUGUUCAGAACUGCCCUCCUAUGGUAGAUGUUAAAAGGCACCGUCAAGAGAGAAGAAAAAUGGAGGAAGUGGCUUCCAAGAGUCCUCUGGGGAGAAGAGGUCAUGUUAGUGUGGGUCACACUUCCACGGAGUCUAAAGCGAGUGCAAAGCAGAACAGAGGAUUCCGAGCCUGCAGUGACAGAAGGUGGAGGCCCACAGGGCAGGGUAUUCCUUAGUACUUCACCAAGUUGAGACCAGCAGAGCGGGUGGUGGGAAGCCUUCAUAGAGACAGAAGGGCCUGGUGUACUCGGCAGGUAACGUCUACACUGCCGGCUCCAGAACUCUAAAGCCAGGGAAGUGCAGCACACGUGGCUGUUUGGACCCCUGAGUUUGUACUAAACUUGGUACCUGGUACUGCUCCAGCUGCACAGAAGCCAGGGGUCUUCCCCCUUCCUUCCUCGCAGUAAGCCAGUCCUAGGGCGCUGAGUGCCAGCUCCAAUUUAAGCAGUAAUACGUUGUGAGAGGGAGAGAUUAAAGGCUAUUUUAUAAUAUAAUCACUUUGGUGUUUAUAAGUUUUGCCCCCCCCCCCAACCCAACCACAGCGAAAGCAGAAAAAACAAAGAAGAGCCCGUAGAUGAACUCUGUAAUCUUGAUGUCUCUGAUGCCAUGCACGGUUUAAACAGGUGCUGCUUUAUCAACCCCCCGGAGUAUACUCGCUGAGUGACUGCCCUGGUAUUCCUGUGUGGCAGCCUUGACCUCCUGAUGCAGUUUUCUUGCCUUUUCCGUAGCUGUCCACGGCAUUUGGCAAACAGCACCAGAUCAUCCAGUAGAGCGAUGAGCUGCCAGCAUGAAAUAAACACCUCCAGUGAGCAGGUCCCAAAAGGACGUGGACAGGUCAGAGCCACCAGAUCAGGCCUCUCUGUCUCACAUCUGCCUUCCUCGUUGUUUGGGAAGUAGUUCUGUGCUGAAGAAGUGGAAGGUGCUAGUCUUGACGGUGCUGAGGAGGCAGGAAGUGGUCUCACAUUGUGCUUUCAUCUAGGGUGGAAGCCUCCUCUAUCGAUGCCAUGACAGUGGUGGAUUAUUAGCUUUGUCUCGAACAUGGUCCUCUGGGUGACACUGGCCUGGGGUCUGAGUCUCGAUCUGUCUGUUGCUAGUCCAGUCUUGGAGCCCUGUCGCAGUUCUUCAGAUUGUCUCUCGUUGCAGAUUUCCUUUCCAGUGGCCCUAUUCUGUGAGUGCCUCCAUCCCAUAUGUGGGGAACUGUGCUGUUUUCUUGAUCCUCUCUUUCCACUGGAGGCUUUGGCCUGUACAUGUGUGGGUUUGUUCUCUGUCUUCAUAGAACAGACUUCUCUAAUAUCGGUAGGUCUGUUUGAACAGUGGGUGCAUUGAAAGAAAAUGCCGAGGAUUCUAGCAUUGGCUUUUGUUGUUGUUAUUAUUAUUAUUAUUAUUAUUAUUAUUAAUUUUAUGUGUGUCGGUGUUUUGCCUGAGUCUGUGAAUGCCUGGUAACUGGAGGCCAGAAGAGUGUGUCAGAUCUGGACCUGGAAUUCCAGGUGAUCAUGAACCACCAUGUGGAUGCCAGGCAUUGUACCUGGAUCCUCUGAAAGAGCCAGGAUCUUGACUGCUGAGCCAUCACUCCAGCCCCAGCAUUGCUUUAUACUGAGAGGUGUACUUCAUUGUUUUGGCAGCCUGCCCCGUGUUAGAUAGCAGACCUAUAGCCACACAUGUGCUGGAUGGGACAGCACUCUACCUCUGAGCUGUACUCCCGGGCCGUGUUUGGAUUUUUGAAGACUAGGAAUGAUCUUGAGAAUCAAACAAACAAAAUGACUUCUCUUGUCACUUGUCUGUGAAAGUACUCCUUGUUAACUGUUUAGUGCCCUUUAAAGGCAUUAUUCAUGAUAAUGUACAGCCCCAUAUUAUUACUCAGUUUUUAAAUAAGUCUCAUCAUUUCCAAAACAAAUUUUUUUCUCAUUAAGUGUUCUAGCAACAUAUCUUCCAUCUGAUGAUCAGCUUAACUCUCAGGGUUAUUCUUAUAAUUCAUCUCAGAGAAUAAAUUCUUUAACUUAGCAUUUGAAAGUUAUGGUGUAUUGCUCUUUUACUUCUAAUUGAAAAUGUGCUUUUUGCUGACAUUAUUCCAGUAGUUGGGCUUGCUGUGUAUUGGCCAGUGGUAAGAAGUCCUGGCCCAAUACAGACUGCCUUGAGCUCGUCCACGUAGGAGCAAAUCCUUUGUUAUGUCUAAGCUGAACUUUUGUCAGAGGAAUGAACAGUGUGUGGUUGCCACUGUCUCAUGGACCAGACCUCUCUAAAAUAAGAGCUGCUUAAAUGAUGUGGCUGCUAUAAAAGAAAUAUUAGCUGUUGGGAGUGACAUCUCAUGUUUUAUGCUGUGUGUACAUGUUUUGUGUAUGGUGAACAUGUAAAUCUCAGAGUUACGUAAAAUCUGUAGUAGAAAGUUACAUUUCCUACAGAGUCUAGUUUUCUCUUCAUAGCGUGAAGACCCUUGUAGCAUUGGGAGGUUACUUUCUGAGGAGGGAGCUUCCUAGCACCUCAGGGACAGUUUACCUGAGGCCAUACAGUGCCAAGGUGAACGUCUUCUGAGGUUUUGGUUCUGUCUGGAAUUUGGUGGUUGGUAUUCUGUUAACAUUCCUCAUCUAGUUAUAAGUCAUACCAGCCACCAGUCUUCCCGUGUCGUUCUCUUUCAACUCAGAAGUUUAACAGCACAGCCCUUGUGUAGCUUUUUCCAGGAAUUAGAACUGGCUGACCUACCACCUGUGUGAUGUGGGCAGGGAGGCUGAGACCCGUGCUGCCGGUUACUGUCCGCCUGACCUGCUUUUAUGGCCUCUUGGAAACUAGAUCUAACAAGAACCUGAGGGUAAGCUCCCUGCCCAAAUCUAGUCAUCAGUCACCACUCCCACCCCAACCCCCUAGCUAACUGCACAUUCUUUCGCAGACCAUUAGCUUCAUGUAUGAGUAUAAUGUUGUCACUGUUUGCUGGAUCCAACAGGAAAUCAGUCCUUCCCUUGUUUACCUAAACUGCUACACCAAAGUAGGCUUCCUGUGCCAAAUGAAGGAGAUGAGGGAAUGGAGGAAAUAGAAAAAGGCACUUUGUACUCACAGAAGAUACCCCCAAAACAUGUCCCUUUUCACUAGCGGGGUAGCUUGUGUAUUGCGGGGAGGUGAGUACUGUAAAUCAGCUCUGUCUGUACCAUUCAUUUGUUUUGUAGCCUCUAUUAUAAAAGUUUACGGUC
This is a messenger RNA of Peromyscus californicus insignis, 5836 nucleotides long. RefSeq names its product R3H domain and coiled-coil containing 1 like (gene R3hcc1l). The record is from RefSeq and is a predicted model, not a curated record. NCBI's taxonomy places the organism in Eukaryota, Metazoa, Chordata, Mammalia, Rodentia, Cricetidae. The transcript has 7 exons. The coding region runs from base 131 to 2449 and encodes 772 amino acids.